Molecule: messenger RNA, 3378 nt
Organism: Archocentrus centrarchus (flier cichlid)
Lineage: Eukaryota; Metazoa; Chordata; Actinopteri; Cichliformes; Cichlidae
Product: CASP8 and FADD-like apoptosis regulator
Exons: 10
Coding region: 300-1670 (456 amino acids)
Biological process (GO): regulation of apoptotic process; proteolysis
Molecular function (GO): protein binding; cysteine-type endopeptidase activity
Source: RefSeq, a predicted model, not a curated record
UUUCUGUCUGUUCCGUCGAAAGGCCAGUUGCGCAUUUGUUUUAAUUUUUUUUUUUUAACUUUCGGAAUUACGUUAUUUUCUCACUAAUAUGGUCUUGCUCUGCCUACUUCCUCCAUCCCCCGUUUGCUUCGUUUACCAGUAUUUGGUAACCCCCUGUGAGUUUGAGUGGUGCGUCAUCUUUGAUACUUUUCCUUAUUCCUAACGAGCUUCGUUUCAUGAACGUUUCCGAAGGCCGUGCGGCGCUGUCUGUCAUUAUUUAAUCUGAGAUCCUCUGCUGUUAAACUUCUACCAAAGUCCAUAUGGCUAUUCCGGAUCAAUUUCAGCUUCAGGCUAUAAAUGAAAUCGCAGAGUCUCUCAGCAGCUGUGAACGCAGGACGCUCUUCUAUCUCUGUGAAAACUUGGGCACAGACCACAGCGCGGUAUGUAUGAAGGAGAUGCUCAAAUCUAAAGUGAUGGGGCAUCAAAACGCUCACCUGUUUCUCGCGGAGCUCAUGUGGCGUUUGGGACGUUUGGAUAUUCUAAAGAAGGUGUGUAAAGUGAGCAGAGAUGACUUGGAGAGGAUUUAUAAAUCCGGACAGACGGUCCCGCCUUUCAGAGUAUUGAUGGCGAAUAUAAAUGAGGAUCUGGAAAGUGAUGAUCUGAACAGAAUUAAAUUCUUGUUAGGUUGCAAGUUAUCACGUGAGAAGCUUGAGAAGGCAGAGAAUUUCCUGGAUAUUGUUGUUGAACUUGAGAAGCUGGAUUCAUUCUCACCGGAAAACGUUGGCUUUGUAGAGGAGUGUUUGAGAAACAUUGGCAGGAUUGAUCUAGCCAAAAAAUUGACUGGUUACACGAAGUCAGUUGUGCCAGUUGAACGGAAGCUACAUUUGUCUCUGGUGCAGAAAUGUAUAAUUUCUCAAGAACAAGAACCCCGCUUAGCGAGGGUAAACAUACCAUUGGCUGCCUGCAGACUGCAGAGCUGUGAGAGUCUGCCAGUUUGCUACAAAUUUAACACUAAUCCCAGAGGACUCUGUGUGAUCAUAGACUGCGUGGGUAAUGACGGAGAAAUGUUGGAAAAAACAUUCAAGGCUCUUCACUUCAGUGUGAUGCUUCACAAGUAUCUGAGUGCUGCUGAAAUCCUUUUAACUCUCGAAACGAUUCUCAGUCAGAAAGAGAAGCUCCGAGAUGACAGCUUUGUGUGCUGCAUCAUUAGCCGUGGUACAGAAAGUCGACUCUUGGGCACAGAUUUAACUGGUAGCGGUCUUUCUGUGGACAAAGUCAGACGUCUUUUCACCGCAAAUGCAUGUCCAGUGUUGGCUGGCAAGCCCAAACUCUUCUUCAUCCAGAGGUACAGCAUACCAGAGCAUCUGCCCUGCCCCAGGAUGAACCACUUGGAUGAGAAUCUCGAGACAGAUGGCUGCGAUGGGGUUUUGAUGGGUAUUCCUACAGAUGCAGAUAUGUUCUGGAGUCACUGCUGGACAGAUGAACGUCAGCUCAACCAAAUCCAACAUUGCUCUGUGUACCUGAAGACUCUGACAGAUGCCUUACACAAAGCCCAAAAGAGGAAAAUUAAUAUUUUUGAUGUUCAAAUGGAGGUGAACGGCACCGUCUUUGAGCACAGCAGAAGAAAUCCUGGAGAAAACUAUCAACUUGAUGUAAAGCAUACUUUGAGGAAAGAUCUAUACUUACAAUAAAGGAUUCAUCAUUUUUACCCAACACCCAGCAGUGCCAUUACAGAUGGGCCUGUGGGUCCAGACCCACAGUAGUGCAGCUGCACAAGCUGGUGAAUGAAUUCAGGGCCAUCACCACAGGUGUAUAACAAGCAUUUGUGAAAGAAUGACUCAUUCUAAUGAGCUCAGUGAAUUUGAGCAUGACGUAAUAGGAUGCCGUCAUUGCAGUGAUUCGGUUUGUGAAAUUCCUUUCCACUUAGACAUUCCAUAAUCAACUGCAAAUAGUUUUACUGGAAAGUGAAAGUGUUUAGAAACCACAGCAACUCAGUCACAAAGUGGCAGACCAGAUAAAAUUACAGAGUGGAGUUGCCGAAUGCAGAAACAUACAGUGUUUAAGGUCACCACCACUCUGCUGACUCAAUAACUGCAGAGCUCUUCUGGCAUUAACAUCAGCUCAAAAAAUGUGCACUGUGAGCUUCGUGGCAUGAGUUUCCAUGGCCCAGCAACUCCUGUAGAUGUAAUGUGUAGGUGGCUCAAUACCUUUGUCUAUUUGUAGUUUUAAAGCAUGGCUUCACUCAAAAAUUGCAAAACAAAUUAAAGUGUAUUAGAGAUAUCGUGUGCUCAAAAUCCACUGCCCUGGUGUGUGCUGAGUUCUGGACCUAGAGAAAGUUUCCCUGCUUGUCAUUCCCUGCUUUGCUUGUGCAAUCAAAGACUGAUAGUUUUGCACUUCUUUAACUGUAGCUACAUUUCUCUAGAAGCUUACCGUCCAUAUGUAAUUGUAAUUAUGUAACUCAGUUAGGUAGUGUGUGAAGGCGGCCCAGUGUAUAGGUUUAUUAAUCAUAGUACCGACUCUAGUAGUGUAAAUUUAAGGUGUUUUGUUGUGUGUUUUUUUUCAUGAGCUGUAUUUGUGGGCAUAGCUUGCACGAGUGCAAGCUGAAUUGCAUAUAAGUGACAAUAUGAAGGCACGCUCUCUUUGUAUUUUUUUUUAUUAAUUAAUUUAUUUUAUGGAAUAGCAAAUGAGCCAAAUGCCCCUCUAUCAAAUUUGCUUGCCCGUCCAGUUCAUAUCUGUCACAACUUGCCCUAGAAAGAACAUUUUUAUUGUGUAUAUUGUGACAUCUAGUGGUUAUAUUUUGUCAUAACUUGUUAUAGCUGAAAAAAACUAAAAACUUUAAAUGUGUAUUUAUUAUUUUUUGAAAAUUUGAAGUCAGAAUGUUGGUGCAUAUUUAAUCAGAAAUCAACAGAAAGUCAAAUUUAGAGGAUAAGAUAAUGGCAAGAGUUCUCAACCUCAAUUAUGCAGGCAGGAACAUUAUCAAACCUACAGCUUUUACAAACAGCUCACCCAGUCAUCGCUACUGCGAUAGAAAGUUAAGGCAGCUUAAAUUUAAAAAAAAGUCCUUUCAGUGUAUGCUUAAAUCUACACCAUGCAGUAAAUUUAUGCAUUUGUAACUUUUUCUUUAGCGUGCAGCUAAACCAAACUAACAUUCUGUCUGUGCUAUUUUGUACUUUUUAAAAUUAUUUUUAAACUUAUGUGGCAACAUUGAAAACAACAGUGGAUGAAGGAAACACUAUAUUGAUUUUGUGUGUUAUUGUUUUGUUAUUGCACAUGUUUUUUUUCUUUAAUGUUAAUUAUUGCAUUUGCACUUAAUAAUCUACUAACCUAGUUAUAUAAUGAAAUGCUAAAUGUAACUAUCAUAAGCUAUUUUUCAUAAUUUAAAAUAAGUAUUUCAUAUCA